AUGGCAGUCAACAGAAAAUUGAUUGUCGACAGAGGCUUCGUCACGGGCGGAUUCGUAUCCACUGACUCGUCAUCGCGGGCCACCGUCGGACAUCAGAAAAAUCGGCGCUGCAAAUAUUCGACUCUGGCAAAAAUAAUUCACCUCUUUAACCAACGCUGUCCCAUAUUCUUUUCUCGAUCAUCAUCACGGCCACUUCCACACACCCUUCCCCUUCCCCGCUCCGUGCCCGCCAACCGCAACCUCCGUCCCUCAUUUACUCGACCAACAGCGCCUGCACCGCCUGCUGAGAGGCGCUGCGCGCGUCCACGGCCAGGCUGCUGGAGGCACUUGUUAGCACAUGACGCGGCGCACCAACAGAUAUCUUCGUAG
Messenger RNA from Chondrus crispus (carragheen), 369 nucleotides. RefSeq lists its product as hypothetical. The record is from RefSeq and is a predicted model, not a curated record. The transcript has a single exon. Bases 1 to 369 code for a protein of 122 amino acids. Lineage: Eukaryota; Rhodophyta; Florideophyceae; Gigartinales; Gigartinaceae.